CCGUGAAGACUGGCGAUAUGUCUCUCCGCGAGAAGAAGUGAAUCGAGCAUCUAAUUUGAUUGGAGUGAAUGGGGAGAUAUAGAAACGACAUCGCACUAUUCAGCUACUUCAUCUCUGCAUUGGACCGUUUUCUCCUACAAAUGCGGUUUCUUCCCACUUAGACCUUGACUCGAGUGGUUCAACGUUCGGUGUUUCGCUACAGCCUCUCCUAUUCACCGAGGUCGGUAAAGGUGGGAGCAGACUGCAUCAUGAAGUUCAAACCCAACCAGACCCGAACAUACGACGGCGACGGCUUCAAGAAACGGGCCGCAUGCCUGUGCUUCAAAAACGAACGCGAGGACGAGGUGUUGCUGGUGAGCAGCAGUCGGCACCCGGACCAGUGGAUCGUCCCCGGGGGAGGGAUGGAGCCGGAGGAGGAGCCUUGUGGGGCCGCCGUGCGGGAGGUGUUCGAGGAGGCUGGGGUAAAAGGCAAGCUGGGUCGUUUGCUGGGAGUCUUCGAACAGAACCAAGACCGUAAGAAUCGGACUUAUGUUUACGUCUUGACUGUGACUGAAACCUUGGAAGCCUGGGAGGAUUCAGUCAACAUUGGCCGGAAGAGGGAAUGGUUCAAGGUGGAGGAGGCCAUCAAGGUGCUGCAGAGCCACAAACCCGUCCACGCCGAAUACCUCCGGCGGUUACGCCUGAACUGCUCCUCCAAUUCCAACGGCAACUCGCUCCUCAACCCGAUCCCCAUCAACGACCUUGGGCCUCGCUUCAGCAACCCCCAACCCUCUGUCCUGGGGACCUCCUGUAGAUAGGACUGCAGAGGUUCCCCCUCCCCUACCCCCCUCAUACACACACACACACACACACACACACACACACACACACACACACACACACACAUCCCAGCAGUCAGGAUGCCAUGAAGCCAUGGUGCCACCUCUGUUUGGACCAUCUUCUCAGAAACAUAUCUGUACAGUUGGGAGCUAAUGCAAAAACCCCACCACCUGACACCACCGACGGUUGCAUGAACCCGCCAGUCACCCCCCGCGCGGCCGCCGAUGCCGUAGACGCACCACUCCUCACCUCACGUCACCUCACCCCGGCCGUGUCAUCUCACGAUGUCUGAACUGGAUCCAAACCAAAGCCAUAGGCGCGGGGCGGGGCGGCACUGUGCUCAAGGUCAGGGGGUGGAAGAAUGCCUUAAAUGAGUUCCCCCUUUGCGGUCGGUUUUUCGGGGGUCAGUGCUAAGUGUUCUUGAUGAUUGUUAGAGAAGAAUGUUGAGUUUACAGUCCAGAAUGGGGAAGAGAGUUUGGAAGGGACUUGUGGGUUUUUUUUGUGGGGAAACAGUCGUAGAGAAGUCGACCGCAGCGGUGUCCGGAAUUUUGUGCCAGAAUAUGAGGAUCCCACUUGGAUCGUCUUUCCCCCUCAAAUGGCGGACGGACCGCAUGUCAGCGCACGGUCAAGGGGGAGCAUGUGACGAGACCCCCCAGGUUGCACAAGGAGCGCAGCGUGACGCGGUGGUGAAGAGGUGGAAGUUGGAUGAGGCUCGACCCCGUGGACCUUUCGCAGGGGUGGGCUUAGGUCAUUGCCUUGGGAGUGAUGAAAGAUCUACCUCAGUGUGAUGGAUUCUGGGUAGGCUGGCUUUGUCAGCCGACUCCCUUUUGGACCCUGUUGCUGAGCUGAAAAUAACUGAGGACGCGAGUGAGAACGUAGUUUGUUGUGUUUUGUGCUGCUCUACGAUGUAAACAAAAAAAAACACAAAAAAAAAUGUACCCAGUCUACUCUCAGGCUCGAGGCAUUCCCCAGUCACUCAGUCCUAGACCACCUAAGUUCUUAAGUCCCUCACCUUAAAAGAGAUGAUUCAGCAACAGCUUCACAGAUAAACGUUGACCAUCAUUGUGACCUUAAUAGUUAACAGCUGUUGAUAGAACAUUUAUAUCAUGGAAAGAAUGCUCGGUAAUCACAGACCACAACAUUAAUCACAAAAUUCAUUCACAGCUCACAUUGUGGGGGACAAAAACAUCUGCUGUCACUGGAACCUAAGCACACUGAUAUAAACUCUGGCAGCGCGACACAUAGGCUUAAUCCAACCCAAUCUGAAACUUCUUUUGUGGGUCUUUGGAACUCCAUUAUUUUCCGUCCACUGUACAUCUGGCAAAGUGUCCACGCAUAGCUAUGCAGCGCUGCUUUUAGCUAAUGUUCCAUUUGCAUAUUUAGACCCUGUAGCCUGAGAUAGCCUCAGGAGAGCCUGCUGCUCUUUUGGCUGACCAGUCCCUCCAUCUCCUCCAAAACCAUUCACUUAACAUUUGGCAGCAAACACACUGUCCCUAAACACUCCCUUUUAUCAGUGUCACAGCACGUUCCCCAACUGUGCACAGAGUUAAAUAAAUAACUAGCGAGCCCUUUAGCGUCACUUAGCGGCUAGCCUUUGUGCACUUCCAUUGAGCGACCCUGGGAAAAUAUGAAAUAAUAAGCACCAUGGAUUCAUGUGUUUUUUUUUUUUUUUUUAUCUAUUAUUACGUCCAAACAAAAGUAACUCUCAAGGCAUCCCUUUAACAGUUUGCCCAUUUACUUGUUGAAUUCCCGAGACUUAAGCGGUCUACUCUGUUCCUCAAUGCAGUCAUUCAGUUCUUUAGAAUUUGAAUUUGAAUUGUUGAAUGGGAAGCGACUCCCUUGCCUAAAAGAAAAGAAAAGAGAAGUGAAGGACAGACUCAACAAAUGUUAUGUAAAUAUUCCAAAGGAAAGAUGAAGAUAAUGUGAGUGUGUUCUUUUUUUUUUGGAAAUGCAAAGUGUAUUAAUCUUACUCUGCUGAAUAACUUUUCUAUUCUUUUUUUUCUAAUGAUGUAAAAAAAAAAAAAAAAAAACUGACAGGAGAAGACUGUGAUGAACUCUAUUGUAAAUGUGUGUAUUUUCUCAAAGGUUAAGUGUCAUACCUUCGUCAGAGGGUAUCUUAGCAACACCCCCCACCACCAACACCAACACAAACGCCAUCACAAACACGCGAUGUGAUGCUCCUUCAGAGUGCUCUUAAAGGGGAAGUGUUUGGCAUUGUCUGGCCACCACAUAGGAGGCCUUAAAUGGAUGAGAAUGUAAAGGCUGUAGUACUGUAUACUGUGGGGGAGGUUGUAUUAGUUCAGGUUCCUCCAAAAGGAAUGGAAUUCCAGUAGGGGGCAGAAGAGUUCCUUUCUGCAGGACUAACUGUUGACUGUAAAGUGCUAGGUCCGAGGUGUCUGUCACAUUAUAGGGCCUCACGUUUGACCCUCAGAGGCCUGUCCAACUGUUACACUACACUCCCUUCCCGAGAAACCAGCCGCUGUUGAGACAAGGCAACCAGUAGGCUUCAAAUUUGCUGGGUCCUGUAUGCGGGGAUUGUUACCUUUAAUUCCGACAGAAUUCUCAAGGAAAUCAUUGUGAGUUAGAGCUGCAGAUGAUCAAACUUUUAUAUAUAUGUAAUUUAUUUGUAUGUGUAAAUGAGUUUUUAUCUGACAUUAAUGAUUGCUCUAAUGACGUCUGUUGAAUGGAUAAUUAGUGUUAUGAAAAUGACGAAGUUAUUAUGAAAUUAUGAAAAUGAUUUGUGUUUGUUUGUGCUCCAUUGCAAGUUUGGACACAGCUAGUAAAUGACAAUUGUAUUAAUAUGAUGUCCUUUCACCUCUUUCCUUUCUGAUUGGAAAACUCAAACUCAUGCAGUUUUAUCAGUCCAGUCUGUUUGGGUCGGGGUACUAAAGCAAGAGACUCCCAGUGCCAAGUUGUCCAAUACAUGAUGGAGUGACAUAGUCUGCAAUAUACCACCUCCCCUCUCUAAAGCAUUGCCUUCUCAGAAUGUCUGCUGUGGGCCUGGAAAUAUGGUUCACAAUAUAUUACCUACAUUGCUGGUACUUGUAAAUAUAAUAAUUUCUACUGCAGUAGAUCAGCACCUUCAGAUAGAGCUAAUACCUGGAGACGAGUGUUUGUGUGUGUGUGUGUGUGUGUGUGUUGUGUGUGUGUGUGUGUGUGUGUGUGUGUGUGUGUGUGUGUGUGUGUGUGUGUGUGUGUGUGUGUGUGUGUGUGUGUGUGUGUGUGUGUGUGUGUGUGUGUGUGUGUGUGUGUGUGUGUGUGUGUGUGCGUGCGUGUAUGAAUGUGAGUGUGUGUGAGUGUGCGUGUAAGCGUGCAUGCGUGUGUUUGUGUGUGCGUGCGUGUGUGUGAUGGUCCUGGUUGCCACGGAGACAGGUGUGUGGGCGGUAGAAUCAGGAGCCCUGUUGCUGAUGUGAAUGUCGUAUGCCACUGAUUAGACUGUAGGAGUGAAUGUGGCUGCACUGUCCUGUCUAUCAAUGCAAAGUGGAUGAAUCCCCUCUCUCUUUUUUUCUCUGUCUCUCAGUCUAGUCAAAUGCUAAUAUGUACAGUUGUCAAAAUCAGACGUGUUGAUCAGUCCCUCAAAAAGACUGUAUCAUAUUUUAAGUGAACUUUCAUUAAAAA
This is a messenger RNA of Sardina pilchardus (European sardine), 4437 nucleotides long. It is a transcript of the gene nudt4b, whose product is annotated as nudix (nucleoside diphosphate linked moiety X)-type motif 4b. Bases 249 to 797 code for a protein of 182 amino acids. The transcript is spliced from 5 exons. Gene Ontology annotation, biological process: diadenosine pentaphosphate catabolic process; adenosine 5'-(hexahydrogen pentaphosphate) catabolic process; diadenosine hexaphosphate catabolic process. Gene Ontology annotation, molecular function: bis(5'-adenosyl)-hexaphosphatase activity; diphosphoinositol-polyphosphate diphosphatase activity; endopolyphosphatase activity. NCBI's taxonomy places the organism in Eukaryota, Metazoa, Chordata, Actinopteri, Clupeiformes, Clupeidae. The record is from RefSeq and is a predicted model, not a curated record. Gene Ontology annotation, cellular component: cytoplasm; nucleus.